Trichophyton rubrum CBS 118892 is the source of this 6973-nucleotide messenger RNA. RefSeq lists its product as uncharacterized. Gene Ontology annotation, cellular component: phagophore assembly site; extrinsic component of membrane. Bases 1 to 6417 code for a protein of 2138 amino acids. Gene Ontology annotation, biological process: autophagosome assembly; reticulophagy; autophagy of mitochondrion. NCBI's taxonomy places the organism in Eukaryota, Fungi, Ascomycota, Eurotiomycetes, Onygenales, Arthrodermataceae. The record is from RefSeq and is a predicted model, not a curated record. The transcript has 3 exons. Gene Ontology annotation, molecular function: phosphatidylinositol-3-phosphate binding.
AUGUCGUACUUUAUCCCUUCGUUCUUCCAGAAACGCCUUCUCAGAUAUGCGCUUUCUCGGCUGGAGAUCGUCGAUACCGAUGCGUUGGACUUGGACAGCCUGGGUAUAACAUGGGGUCAACGGAGUACCUUUGAAUUAAGGGAUGUUGGCUUGCGGCUAGAGAAUCUUGCGAAGACCUUACAGCUCCCACCGGAGUUCGAAAUAACCAAAGCCUGUGUUUCGAUUGCUCGUGUGACUAUACCCGCGGAUAUCUAUGCUAGCAGUAUCAUUAUCGAGAGUGAAGGCAUCCACCUUGACCUAAAACACACACCGACUAAGCCAGGUAGCAAAAGACAAGGGCGGAAGGCAAACGAUGGCGACAAGGAGUCUGGUCAAGGUGACCAUGAGAAAAUAUUGCCGUCUACCACUGAUAUUGCACAGUCGUUCUUGGAAUCUGAACCGGUCGAAGAAACGGCUGAACUCGAGGCGGCGUUAACAUCGCAGUCCUCUCACUAUAUCAGCCAGUCAGACGUCCUCAGUGAUGAUGGAUCCGAGGAAUCUGCUCUUGGGCUACAUGAUGGAGUUACAUUGCCCACUUUCGUUGCUGGCUUCAUCAAAGGGGUAGUAGAUCGAUUACGAUUUAACAUCAGAGAUGUUUCCGUUAGAGUGAUCAUGGAGGUGCAGCAGGAUGCCUUCCAGAAGCCUUCAUCUUCCAUAAAGAUGAAGCCUAUGACUGCUAUAAUGAGACUGGGCGAGGUUUCGAUCGAUGGCGUUGCACCGCCUGAAUCGCAGGAUCCUGCCCUCAAGACAGGAAAACGACUGAUAGUCUUCUCCCAGCUCCAUGCCUUAUUGGUCUCCGAUGAGACUCUAUUCUCAAACUACUCUCGCUUUGCUCCUCCAGGCAUGGCAUCUCUUAUUUCUAGAGCAAGUUUGACAAAACAAGAGUCAAUGAAGAGUCAGUCGUCGCAAGCAUCGAGCUUUGGGUAUGACAAUCCCUUGGCUCAAUCUGGAGCCCUAAAGUCGUCAUCCCUACUUGAUGAUCCCCUUGAACAGCCGGGACCUCUUGAGCAGUCACGAAUUUUAGAAAAAUCGGUCUCUUCAUCAAAUGACGGGAGAUUCGACGAUGCAGACACUGAUGAAGAAUAUGAGCCGGAAUACCGGAUCGAACCCCAUGCGCAGGCUCCGGGAUUGCCUCAUAUACAGCUGGGAGAAGAUGGAAUUAAUGCUUCUCUGAAUGAAGCCCUCGAGUCAAGAAUUUCAAAUAACUUGAUGGACUCAACUUCAGACACCCCUAGACUCACCGUCGAUAUGGCAGACUCCAUAGCGGACCUCCCAGAGCAGCAAUCAAUACCCGAUAUUGGCUCUUAUGAAGACGGUCUACAGGUUUCUGGCCAUAAUUCUUCUGCUUUGUCUAUGUCAGUGUCCACACAAUCAUUCCAUUCUUGCCAGAGUGAUGACGAAGGGGAAGAGAAAGAACCAUCAACACCAACUGCUGCUGUGAACCCCAACAUUUUCUCAGAUGACAACCAGGAGGACAAUUUUAUCCCACAAGAAUCAGGGGCUGCCUCACCAGAUCGUCGGUCUUCUACAUCAAGCGCAAACGACUCAGAACUCUCGCACCGGGAUGAGCUCUCCGAGUCAAAAAUAUUCACUCACGAAGAAGCUCGCAGUAUGUACCAAAGUGCUAUGAAGGAUGGCGUAGAGUCCAAGUUGAUCGGUCACAUGCCUGGUGCUUGGAGUGACCAUGGCUCAGAAAGCAUCAUUGAGGAAAAGAAGGUUAUCAUUGACGAUGGCCAUGAACACCUCUUUCAGGAUAACGAAGACCAAUCCGGUGCUACACCUACUGGAAGCACUGUCCUUAGUUCUUCGUCCGUCGGGGACGUUGGUAAUAAGGACGUACCUGACAUUGGCAGAUCAUACGCUGAACGAUCUCGUCCACGUUUGGUUGAUCCAGCUUCCGAUGUUGUCAAGAAUAUCUUAGAAAUUGACAAAAUUAUGGUCUGGUUACCCCCAAUGGGCGGAGACCCGCCGCAGGAGCUAUCUCCUGAGGCACGGGUUGAUCCUAUCCAGCGCAUGCGCGAGUCAAAUUUGGCUCCAGGCCAAUCUUCAGUGGCUACCGGUUCUCCAAGAAUACGGUUUGCUGAUAGGAGUCGCCAGGACUCCGUUUCAUCAAGCUCGACCGUGUCUGGGCAGCAGACCGGUGGUGCUGGCCCUGAGGAUGACAGUGAUAUUUUGAAGAAUAUGCAAAAGGAGGCUGCUGUAGAAAUUAGUGUAUCCUCCAUCCAGAUCAGCUUUGAUAUUGCCUGUGGAUGGCUCUUGGUGAAGGUAGGCCAGAAUCUUGCUCAGUCGUUGAACUCCACACCUGCGCACGACAAGGCAUUGGAUUCCGCUACCAAUGAAAGACAACUAAUUCCUAUUAUUGUUGAUGUCUCGAAUUGUUCCUUGAAAUUGUUAGAGCAUCUUCCUGGUUGCUCUUAUUUGCCAUGGAUAUCAAACUCAGCGUCCAACACUCUAACCGACCCCGAAGAUGCUUUACUCCAAGUUACUAUCACAGGCAUCGCAUUCAGGUCACUAACUGCACCUCAUAUCAUGAAAACACGCCUCACAGCUAAUAAAUUCAAGAUCAGCCACUUAUCUGAAGAUCUUCUUUCUUUUGAUGAAGGCUUGAAAAUGCGGGAAUCCACGCGAGACAUCUUGUCUAGCUCUAGCGAUAUUAUUAUCAGCGCAGUCAAAAAUUCUCAAGGUUCUCGGCUUACCAUCAAUACCCUUCCCUUGCAUAUGACUGUCAACCUCCAGAGACUGGAUGAAACGCUCACUUGGCUAGGAGGCUUAAGCACCAUCUUUGAACUUGGUAACUCCAUCGCUUCUGCUACAACAGCCACUGGUGGGCCCCAAGAACCUGGCAGUAAGCCGCGCGCGGUUCGAUUUGAGCAAACGCCUAAUGCCCCUAAAGAGCCGCCUUCUACCGCCGACUCAGCUGCAUGGAAGCUGGAUUCACGAAUCGGCGGGGUUGUCAUCCACGUUCUUGGAGAGCAAUGUAGAGCGAAGUUGGAAACCUCAGCGGUGAAAUUAGUCAAAAGGUCGGAGGGUAUUGCAGUUCAAGUUGACAGGGUUAGGGCAACUGGCCCUCAUUUUUACCAUUAUAACAUUAACAUUCAGAACUGCUCGCCUGCUCUUGUGGCGCUGGAUAAUGUCCGCUUUGAGUUCCUGUUUACCCCGAAAGAAUCAGACCUAGAUCGACUAUUGACUCUUUUAGCCCCGUCUAAGAGUAAGUACGACGAAGAGGACGAUAUCAUGAUUGAUACAUUGCUUCGACAACGUAGGCAAGGGUCAGUUCUUCGUUUAACUGUUGGGGGAUUAACUGCCAACGUUUACUCCCUUUCUGCCUUGCGGCCUUUAUCAUCACUUGCAGAGGACGCAUCGAAACUUGCCAGAGUUGCCAAAUACCUCCCCGAAGACGAUAGGCCUGGUAUGCUUGCCUUAGCACUGGUCAGAGAGCUUGAGGUGAAUAUUACUGUUGGUGGCAAGGUUGGUAAAUUCAGACUUCAGUCACACAAUGCAGAAGUUGGGUAUGUCAGCUUUCCGUCUUUGAUUGCUUCCCGGGUUUCGACCGCAACCGUUUUGCGGAACGAAAUGGAGGAGCUCCUCGGACCAGCUGUUCUCCGUAAGCCUGGGGAAAGGAAAUCUGAGAGCGAGCUGCCCAUGUUUAUGGUGAGAUAUAUAGCGGAUGAACUAGAGCCCGCUAUCAAGCUGAAACUUUUCAAUACUCGUGUUGAAUACAUAGCUGAGUCCAUCAUGACCCUAAUGGAUCUUCAAGAGGAUGAAGCAACCACAGAGGGCAUAGCAACCAACAUAGCACAGUCAGUGCUCAACUUUGCCGAGUUACCAGAACAGCCUGCAACUGAACUUGAGACUUCGAUGCAGGGCUCAGCUGCUGCAGAUACCUCCCCUGGCACUACCUCUCCAAUUCGCCUCUCCGUUACUUUGAAAGACUGUCUCAUAGGCUUGACUCCUCGAAAUUCUCCUGCCAAAGGCUACGUGGUGUUGACAAAUGUCGAAUUCUUUGGAUGCAUGCAGCAGGAACUUCGUUCUGAAGCCACUUUGAAAGUAGCCAAAGCGUCAAUGAUGAUAGUGGACAAGGUAGAGUCGGAAGAAGAAACUAGAUCGAACGGCCGGCGUAAGAGGUCUACCAGUUUGAGUCCUCAAGUUCAAUAUCUAGAGGAGAGAGGCUAUGUUUCUGUUUGUGAAACUUCAUCCGCUCAAAUACAUGUCAAAAUCAUGCAGCUGGCAUCUGACGGUCAAAAGUCACUCGACGUGGAAGUGAGAGACGACUUACUGAUACUUGAGACCUGUGCCGACUCUACUCAAUCCCUUAUAGCUCUUCUAAGUGGGCUAUCACCACCUGCGCCUCCAAGCGAAGCUGUCAAAUAUAGGACAGAGGUUAUGCCAAUCAGCAACUUGCUACAAUCAUUCGCUGCGGAGACCCUGGACGCUUACAAUUCGAAUAAAAAGAGCGGCAGUGAAAAUGACGGUCUAGAAGAGUCUGACGAAAUAUCGGCUGCUGAGCUAGGGUACAUCAGUGACUUCUUCCCAUUCCAUGCUAGUGUUAAGUCAGGUAAAUCAGCCGAAGAAGCUCCGGGUGAAGGAUAUGAGCUGUUGGCAAAUAGUACGCACUCAGUAGCGCAUGUCCACCCAGAACAUACUGCGCUCAACUUCGAUGAAGACCAUUUCUCGAAGAAUUCUGCGGUUGGAGGCACUGCCCAUCGAUGGGAUGCAUCUCGAAACAUAUACAAUCUCUCAAACGAAGUCAACCUGCAAAAUAGCCCUUUGAGAUUAAGGGUUCGGGAUGUCCAUCUCAUAUGGAAUUUAUAUGAUGGAUACGAUUGGUGGCGAACUAGAGAUACCAUCUCUAAAUCGGUGAAGAGCUUGCAAACUCGAGCUGCCGAAAGAAGGGCUAGAGCAACUAAUAGACGGUUGUCGCGAGAGAUGGAGGAGGAAAUGGAGCCUACCAUUGACGACUUCUUGUUCAACUCUGUAUAUAUUGAAAUACCCUCCAAUAAGGAUCCUCGGGAUCUCACCGGUGACAUCAAUCGGAAUAUCGAUGGUUUGAGCGAGACUGGAAGCUAUGCAACCACCUCAACUAUAACUGGUGCAUCUACACAGGAUGGGGUUUCUAGACGAGAAAAAUUACGCCUAGCCCGGAGUCAACACCACAAAAUGACAAUUGAGCUGAAGGGUGUUUCUGCGGAUGUGGUUGUUUUCCCAGCUAAUUCUGGAGAGACUCAGAGCUCGAUAGACGUUCGAAUCCACGAUCUGGAAAUAUUCGAUCAUAUGCCGACUUCUACGUGGAGAAAAUUUGCCACAUACAUGCACGAUAUGGGCGAGAGAGAGAUCGGUACAAGCAUGGUCCAUGUCGAAGUUCUGAAUGUGAAACCAGUAGCGGAUCUCGCAGCUUCUGAGAUAAUAUUAAAGGCAACUGUUCUACCACUGCGCCUUCACGUUGACCAUGAUGCACUUGACUUUAUGGCCCGGUUUUUCGACUUCAAAGACGAGUCAGCAAGCAAAUCUGAGACUGCUCCUGGCGAUGUGCCGUUUCUACAACGGGUAGAAAUCAAUCCUAUACCGAUACGGCUUGACUUCAAACCUAAGAGGCUUGAUUAUACUGCUCUUCGCUCUGGUAGAACCACAGAGCUGAUGAAUAUUUUUGUUCUUGAUGAAGCAGAUAUGGUCCUUCGCCACGUCAUAUUAUAUGGUAUUACCGGGUUUGAAAGGCUUGGAAAGAUGCUGAAUGAUAUCUGGACACCCGAUGUACGCGAUAACCAACUCAGCGGCGUUCUAUCUGGACUAGCACCUGUCAAGUCACUGGUAACUCUCGGCAGUGGUGUUAGAGACCUUAUUUUUAUUCCUAUUCGGGAAUACAAGAAAGACGGUCGAAUUGUCAGAGGCAUUCAGAAAGGCGCGGCAGCCUUUGCCAAAACCACAACAAGUGAACUUAUCAAAAUCGGAGCCAAGCUAGCAAUUGGGACGCAAAAUGUACUUCAAGGAGCAGAGGGCUACAUCAACGGCCCUCCUGCCCAGCCUGCGAAUCGUGCUCCAUCAUCUGGGGAGGAUCCUGAAGACGAUGAGCCCAUUGAUGUAGGGGCAAAGCAGCAAAUAUCUCUUUAUGCAGACCAGCCUGUUGGUGUUAUCCAAGGGUUACGUGGAGCGUAUGCAGGACUUGGGCGAGAUCUGAGUGUUGCACGAGAUGCAAUCAUUGCUGUACCUGGAGAAAUAAUGGAGACUGAGAAUGUCACUGAAGCAGCACGGGCAGCCCUCAGGAGUGCGCCCACCAUUAUACUUGGUCCAGCCAUUAGUGCAGCUGGUGCAGUUGGGAAGACACUCUUGGGUGCUAGGAAUACAUUGGAUCCGGAGAAUAAGAGACGAGCAGAUGAGGUAUGAGAUUUACCCCCUAGUUACUGCUUAAGUUGCAGUUACUAACGGAUUACAUAUAGAAAUAUCGAUCUCUCUGAUACGACCUCAUGUUUCCUUUUUUUAUUUUAUUUUUCCUAUUCAUCGUGCGUUUGGGUAUCUAUUGGCGCGAUGAGAGGCAAUCAUUUCAUUUUUAAACGAGAUGUGAAUGAAGACUUACGAUGGAGCAUCAAUUUCCUUCAUUAUUUAUCUCAUAUUUCCUUGUCUAUCUUUUCCACUUAUAUUUUCUUUUCCAGAAUGAAUCAUGCAUGAUGAAAGUAUAUGAGGGUGCCCCGGAGUUUUUGAGCCACAAUUUGCCUUUAUUAUGUUUCCGCAUAUCUAGCAUACGGGCUAUUGCCAGAGAUUGUUUUUUAUUCGAUGUUUAACUAAUAUCUUAGCCGUUUUGUUGAAAUUAUGUGUUUGUCUGUCCUUCGCAUCUAGCAUUGUAUAUAAGUGGAAGAUUAUCAUUACCAUGAAUACACUCUUGAGUGUAAAAGGGUACCCUUGGCAGAGCUCAGAUUGAUCAGAAUCGGACAGCCCGUACUCC